UAGAUGUACCAGAAAGCUGUUCACGUAACAGACGGUGUGGCUUGGCUGCCACACGGAGAGUCGCAGAUCACGUUGUUUAAAGAACAGUGAGUGAUUUUAUGCUGCACUACGUCCACAGACGUCUCUGCUUAUCUUGACGUCAGGAGAAGCCUAAGCGCACCAGCACAGCAACCACAUCGCUCCCAGCGGGAAGGAGAGCACAUCACAGCUACACAUCGCCAUUUAGCUGUAGUGUGGUGAAUCCGAUCCACGUUGUAGAAUGCCUCUCGGAGAGGAUGGAAAUGGAUGGAAAAAGAAGACAUCAGACAUCAAAGAACAUUAUGACUUCAAAGAAGUGCUGGGAACGGGAGCUUUCUCAGAGGUGGUUCUAGCCGAAGAGCGGGGGACCCAGAGGCUUGUGGCCAUCAAGUGCAUCCCCAAGAAAGCGCUGGAAGGCAAAGAGAACAACAUCGAGAAUGAGAUCGCCGUACUGCACAGAAUACAGCACCCAAACAUUGUGUCACUGGAGGACAUCUUUGAAAGUACAUCUCAUCUAUAUCUUGUCAUGCAGCUGGUGUCCGGAGGUGAGUUGUUCGACCGGAUCGUGGAGAAAGGUUUCUACACAGAGAGAGAUGCCAGCCAACUCAUCCACCAGAUCUUAGAUGCAGUCAAAUAUCUCCAUGACAUGGGGAUCGUUCACCGAGACUUGAAGCCAGAGAAUUUGCUGUAUUACAGUAUGGACGAAGACUCCAAAAUCAUGAUCAGUGACUUUGGUCUGUCCAAGAUCGAGGGGGCAGGAAGUGUCAUGUCCACAGCGUGUGGUACUCCAGGAUAUGUGGCUCCCGAGGUUCUCGCUCAGAAGCCGUACAGCAAAGCGGUGGACUGCUGGUCGAUAGGAGUUAUUUCUUACAUUCUGUUAUGUGGAUAUCCUCCAUUUUAUGAUGAAAAUGAUGCCAAGUUAUUCGAGCAGAUUCUCAAAGCAGAGUAUGAAUUUGACUCUCCGUACUGGGAUGAUAUUUCAGAUUCAGCCAAAGACUUUAUCUGUCACCUGAUGGAAAAAGAGCCUAUGAAGAGAUACACAUGUGAGCAGGCCCUGCAGCAUCCAUGGAUCUGUGGAGACACAGCUCUGGACAAGAAUAUCCAUGAAUCUGUCAGUGCUCAAAUCAAGAAGAACUUCGCUAAAAGUAAAUGGAAGCAAGCAUUUAAUGCCACAGCAGUGGUGCGCCACAUGCGGAGGUUGCAGCUGGGCACGAGUCUCGAGGGACCAAGCCAGAUUACUCCCACCAGUCCCUGCCAUGGACUUCUGCUCCCGGAGGAAGAGGAGGAGGAGGAGGAGGAAGACGAGCUUGGGAACGGGGAGGAGGAGAGCUGUAAGUGCACAGUUCACUUACGGGAAUAAAGCCACACAGGAUGUGGUUAAAUGUUGUGUCCCACUACGAGGACGGGCGCCGGGGAAGCAACGAGGGCAGCGCAGAUCGGGACAGCCUGAGAAGCUGCACUUACUGCUGCCGGCCAGCCAGUCGCGUCUGAGCACAAACUCCCGUUGUCAUGGUGACAUUGUACCCCUGGAGCGUACAGAGCCCGCCCCGCCCAGUCUGGCCAGGAAUGCAGAGCAGCUGUCAGGCAGGGUCCACAAGCAAGCAGGUCACUGUCACAGUGUGGAGAAUCAUGCCACAAGUUUUAUCCCAGAAACCUAACAAAAAAAAAAAAACAUCCGUACUCGAGAUUCACAGAUCAAGCUUAUCUUUACUGCAGAACAGAAUGCACAGCUGUUUUUUUGAAAAAGGCCUCUCUGCAUGAUUAUCCUGAAAUAAACCCUCUAAGCAACUAAACAUGUAGUUGUGCCUAAUGUAGCUGUAGCAGACAGGGUUCACAUUUAAAACAAGUGGCUUCAAGAAGACGAUCAGCCUGAAGUCUAACUUGAAGUCAAUGCAUUAAUAUAAUCUUUCUUUUGGUUUUCUGAUUAUCCGUCACAUCUACCUCUAACUCCAACUGUUGUCAGUCCACACCCUCUACAUUAAUGGCAGCCUUCUGCCUGACAGGGCACAAAGAGACACACAGUGCUUAAAUUUACUCCUGCUUGUCUUGAUAUCCGUCAGUGUUGCUCAGUGUAGUCACUGACCAGGUAGCUGUUACAUAGAGUUCAUUUGAAGGCGUGUCUUCACUGCUGAUGCCACCAGCCCAGCGUGUUCAGAUCGGCCACUCGGUCCUUUUUCUUGUUUAAAGAGGAAUUCAUGUAUAUUUUAACCUAGGUCAUAUUUUUGUUAAGAAUAAUAGGAGCCUGUAAAUGGCAAAAAGAAAUACCUUUAGUGGUUCAAACCAGCUCACCUGUGAAUGCCCCGAAGGAUUACAUUGUAGCCAUGAAAGCCUUGUUACGGCAAUACUGGAGCGAUUUCAAAACUGCUAAAACCUAGAACACAAACACCACUAAAAAAAGGGCAGAGGUUAAAAAAUACUGGAAUUUCCCUUUUUAUGGUUUCUGUUUUGUAUAAGUAUUUACUUCAAAGUCUUUUUGGAAAGAGGAGAUGUUUCAGGGUGUUUUGGACUCUAUAUUCUGGCUCAGACUGGGUUUGCGAUGGGUGGUUCUGAUAUGGAGUGUUUGCAUGCUUUUUUUUGGCGGGAAACAUCGAAAUGUAUGAAUAUCAAGAGAAGACUUUAAUUUUUUUUUUUUUUUUAAGUUUUAUGACUGUUCUCUUUUCCGAGGCUCAAACUGAGAUCCCUGUUAUAAACUCACAGGAAUCUGACCUCAGAGGAGGAAUUGUUUUGAAGGUGCAUUCACGCCUAUUUAAAAAAAUAUAUAUAUAUAUCAUAUCACGCUCAUUCUCUCUGUUCAGUUCCUGACAAGCGUCUGAUCAGCCUGCUGUCGGUCUCUGUGUUUGAUGCUGAGUGUCAGGGAUCUCAGUCUGGGCGCUCUGCCUGCUCUGUGCUGUGCACCUCUAGUGGAAGAAGUUUUGGUCUACUGUUUGCAUGACCUGGUUAAAUAUGUUUACAUGAAUGAUGAUCAAUUAGUAUAAACACACAUGAAUAUUAUUACUCUGUUGUAUUGAAAAAAAAAAUUGUAAUACUGUAAUUUUGAGCUAUAUAAUGUGAAGUGAGUAACACAAGAAGUAAUGUGGUUGACAAAGUACAACACAGCACAGUGGACUUAUCAUUUGCAUCCACUAAGAUGGUCAAGUCUCUAACUUUUUUUUCUCGUUUAUUUUUCACUCAAAUGUUUUUUUUUUCUUCCUGUCAGUUUUCUUGCUGUACAUGUAAGAAUGAUUAAACUAUGUAUCCCUGUCUGAUUCCCAGGCACAAGCAGGAAAAGUAUACAUAAAUUAAAGUGCCAGCCACAGUAUAAAACAUGGAAAUGAUGCAGGAUACAUCUCCUGUCAGCCCUGGAAUUAGCCUUCAAGGUUGAUUUGUCCUCAUCCGCAGUAUAUAAACCAAAGCCAUAAGGGGAAGUAGAGAUGUUUAACUCUAUAUUCAGAUACGUUAUCUUAUGAAUUUAUGACUCAGAUGACGGAUGGCAAUGUUUCAGCAACUUGUAAAGAAAACAAAUCAGAGGCUUUGUUCUCCCCGCAACAACUAGCUAAAGAUAUAAAUCAUACUGUUAUUUAUUUUGGGUAUGUCGUCACAUUACAGUACUUUUGUUAGCCGUAGAGCUUUAGCCAACAAGCUAUUAAAAAUAUGUUUUGUCCACUUCAAAUGAGUUCCCAUAAAUGUCAUUGAAACAUACAGGUCCCUCGUGCAGUAAAAUAAUGGAAUCACUCUGGAUUUACGUGACUGUAAUUGUGGAAAAUAUGCAAAUUGUGUGUGAAGGGCUUCAUGUUAAAUGUAAGAAAGCCAAUGUUGAUGACUUUGGCGAUUAUUUGUUUGGUAAUAACCUUAUGUUGAACUGAGAUUUGUUUCCACUUGACUUUUUUUUAACUUGAAAAAAAAAUGCUUGUUUUACCCAUUACAAACACAUCUAAAUGCAUAAAAGAAACACCUGUAUAUUAUAUAUAUAAAUAUAAGUAUAUAUUGUAUAUCCUUUUUUGUAAAAGCUGUUUUGAGCUACAAAUGUAUGGAUGCAAUGCAUCAUGGGUUAUUGAACAAGAUGUAAGAAAAUACGAUUUGUACCCACAGAGUUACGAUUGCAGGAAUGAAAUAAAACUUCCUUGUCUAUGCA
This is a messenger RNA of Labrus mixtus (cuckoo wrasse), 4129 nucleotides long. It is a transcript of the gene camk1a, whose product is annotated as calcium/calmodulin-dependent protein kinase Ia. The record is from RefSeq and is a predicted model, not a curated record. NCBI's taxonomy places the organism in Eukaryota, Metazoa, Chordata, Actinopteri, Labriformes, Labridae. Gene Ontology annotation, molecular function: ATP binding; calcium/calmodulin-dependent protein kinase activity; calmodulin binding. The coding region runs from base 260 to 1378 and encodes 372 amino acids. The transcript has 12 exons. Gene Ontology annotation, biological process: peptidyl-serine phosphorylation. Gene Ontology annotation, cellular component: intracellular anatomical structure.